AUGGAAUUUUGGAAUGCUACCACCAUCAUGGAGUUCCAACUCCUAGGCUUUCAGAGCAUCUCUGAGUGGCAAAAUUUCCUCUUUGUCAUCUUCUUGUUCUUCUACAUUCUGACUGUAAUUGGUAAUAUUGUAAUCAUUGUAGUGGUGACCCAGGAUCACCGUCUACAUUUACCUAUGUAUUCCUUCCUCAAAAACCUUUCUUUUUUGGAGAUCUGGUACACUACCACCAUCAUUCCUCUUCUCUUGGCCAAUCUGCUCUUCCAGGGCUUACCUAUCUCUUUCUCAGCAUGCAUGAUCCAACUUUACUUUUUUGUUUUCUUUGGGGCUACUGAAUGCUUUCUCCUGGCCAUGAUGGCUUAUGACCGUUAUCUAGCUGUCUGUAACCCUCUUCACUACUCUACUCUAAUGAGCUCUGAGGUUUGCAACAAGUUGGUGGUGGGAUCCUGGAUGACUGGGAUUGGUAGCGGCUUUCUGCCUGCCUUAAUGAUAUCCAAAUUGAAUUUCUGUGGACCAAACCAAAUAAAUCACUUUUUCUGUGACCUACCACCCCUAAUGCAGCUUUCUUGCUCCAGUCCAUUCAUCACUGAAAUUGCAAUCUUCAUCCUGUCAAUUGCUGUAUUGUGUAUUUGUUUUCUUCUUACUCUGGUCUCCUAUGUAUUCAUAGUGUCAUCAAUCUUGAAGAUUCCUUCAGGCUCUGGUCGGAUGAAGACAUUCUCUACAUGUGGUUCCCACUUGGCUGUAGUCACUAUCUACUAUGGGACCAUGAUUUCCAUGUAUGUUCGCCCCAAUGCCCAUCAGUCACCUGAACUCAACAAGAUCAUUUCUAUAUUUUACACAGUAGUUACACCCCUACUAAAUCCUGUCAUUUAUAGUCUGAGGAACAAAGACUUCAAAGAGGCUCUUGGAAAAGUCCUCAAAAGGAAGUGUGUUAUGUACAGUGUGUGAGUAAAAAGGUAUAUUACUUUGUAACACAGAGUCCUUGAGGGCAGGGCCAUCUUUUAUCUCUUUUUGCAUACUGAGCAUUUAGCACAGUGCCUGGCACAUUGCAGGUUCUUAAUAAAUGUUUAAUGAUUGAUUUAAAGAAAGUGAAGGUGAACAAGAGAAACUUAAAUGACUAGUCACUUAAAACAACAUGAUGAUAACCAGAGAACCUUUCCUUCUUGGAUAAAUGUUUAUUCAGAUGUCCCUUCCAAUCGGAAACUCUUCAAAGACUAUAUAGCAUAUACAGAAGAAGAAAGAUCUCUCUGAGUGGAGAGAACUUUCAUACUGAUAAAAUCACAAAUCCAUACCAAAAACGUUGAUGUAUUUCACUUUGUGAGUUUACAUUUAUACAUCUCACAGGUACUAGAACACCUUGGAGGGGAAUACAAUAUUUCUAAAUAGAGUGAACUUGAUCUCUAUAGCACUUAUUAAAAUAGUUGUCCUAGCUGACAGAAAAAAAGCAAGGAAAUAUUUGUGGAAUAAUACCUUAGAAUUUUAGGACUUUGGAGAUAGAAGGCAUUUGGGAAUUCAGACAAUAGACUUAGAAUCAAAAGAUUUGGGUUUAAAAGUUUUAAUUUAUACUUGAUUAGCUACCUGCAUGAUAUAACUAAGCAAGUUGCUAAAACAAAGCCAAUUUCAUCUGUGGAAUUAGGUAACUGUGACUUAGAAGGCAGCAAGUGAUUUUAUCUUCUGAGUUCAAAUCUGAUCUCAGACACUGACUGAG
Messenger RNA from Sarcophilus harrisii (Tasmanian devil), 1705 nucleotides. RefSeq names its product olfactory receptor 11L1. The coding region runs from base 1 to 945 and encodes 314 amino acids. Lineage: Eukaryota; Metazoa; Chordata; Mammalia; Dasyuromorphia; Dasyuridae. The record is from RefSeq and is a predicted model, not a curated record. Gene Ontology annotation, cellular component: membrane. Gene Ontology annotation, biological process: G protein-coupled receptor signaling pathway. Gene Ontology annotation, molecular function: olfactory receptor activity; G protein-coupled receptor activity. The transcript has a single exon.